UUCAAAAUAAAAGCGGCCGGCCGAAUCUUUCUUUUCUGUUCACCGCCUGUCGCCUCAUUCGAGCCUCGCUUGGCAGCCGAACGGCCCAACCGCAGGGGAGCCAGCCAGGGCUUCUGCCUGCCGCUCGCCUAGAGCUGCGCGCCGAGCAGCUCAAGCAGCCGAGCGGGCGGGGCGGAGGGCCUGCGAGGCGGCGGCAGCGGCGGCGGCGGCCGGGAGAGCGCGCGCCGGGCGCAAGCCGCGGCGAGUGCAAAUAGCAGCAUCUUCAAGAGGAGAUACGAUUGGCAGCAGCGGCAGCAGCGAGCUGCCUUCUCAGACGCUGGGGUCGGGAAUCGGUGGCGGUGGAAUUUUCAGCAAGAUGUUCAAGGUAGCCGCUUUGGCGUGCGUGUGGGCAGCCGCUUGGUGCAAUCAAGCCGUGGCGGCGGCGGCGGCGGCGGCGGCGGCAGUACCGAUAGCUGCAGCGGCGACGGCAGCCGGAGCCAGGUCAGACAGUGGGAAUUUCCUGGACGAUAAGCAAUGGCUUACCACUAUCUCCCAAUACGACAAGGAGGUUGGACAGUGGAACAAAUUCCGAGACGAAGUUGAGGAUGAUUAUUUUCGUACAUGGAGUCCGCUUACAUCCUUUGAUCAAGCUCUAGACCCAGCUAAAGAUCCAUGCUUAAAGAUGAAAUGUACUCGUCAUAAGGUAUGCAUUGCACAAGAUCAACAAACAGCUGUUUGCAUUAGCCACCGGAGACUGACACACAGUAUGAAAGAAGCUGGUUUAAGCCAUAAACAAUGGAGAAUUGGUUCCCUUUCAUCAAAAUGCAAGCUGUGUCCUAUUAUUUAUACCAAUCCAGUUUGUGGAUCCGAUGGUCACACAUAUUCUUCUCAGUGCAAACUAGAUUAUCAAGCCUGUGCCUCAGGAAAACAUAUCUCAGCUAAAUGUGAAGGACGCUGUCCUUGCCUUUCAGAAAAGUCCACAAGUGCAGGCAGAAGUGAUAAGAGAGCAUGUGGUGACUUGGAGUUCAGAGAAGUUGCAAGUCGAUUGCGAGACUGGUUCAAGGCCCUUCACGAGAGUGGAGUUCAGAAGAGAGCUAGACUUUUGCAAAGGCCUGAAAGAAGCAGAUUUGAUACCAGCAUUUUACCAAUUUGCAAGGACUCUCUUGGCUGGAUGUUUAACAGACUUGACACAAACUAUGACCUACUUUUGGACCAAUCAGAACUUGGAAGUAUAUAUCUUGACAAGAAUGAGCAGUGCACCAAGGCAUUCUUCAAUUCUUGUGACACUUACAAGGACAGUUUAAUAUCAAACAAUGAAUGGUGCUACUGUUUCCAAAGGCAGCAAGAUCCACCUUGUCAGUCAUUGCUUAGCAACAUUCACAAACAGCAAGGGAGAAAGAAAUUUCUAGGGCAGUAUAUUCCUUUAUGUGAUGAAGAUGGCUACUAUAAACCAACUCAGUGUCAUGGAACUGCGGGCCAAUGCUGGUGUGUUGACAGAUAUGGCAAUGAGGUAACAGGAUCCCGAACACAUGGUGCUGCAGAUUGUGAUUUAGAGACAUCAGGGGAUUUUGCCAGUGGUGACUUCCAUGAAUGGACCGAUGAUGAGGAUGAUGAUAUCAUGAAUGAUGAAGAUGAAAUAGAAGAUGAUGAUGAAGAUGAGGGUGAUGAUGAUGAUGAUGACCAUGAGGGAUAUAUUUGAUUUUCUUAGUUGUGACUAAUUUGUCUCUAAAAUUUACAAGAUGCUACCCCAGAAAAUUCUUCUAUCUUCAAAGGUCAAAUGGAAUCAAAUCUACAUGUAUAUUUUGUAUGAUUAUUUGAAACACUGCAGCUGGACAUUCUUCGUUUAAAUGAAAAUCAUUAUAUUAUGUGUUGUUUUUAUAUACCACUCAGCAGAAGAAAAUGCACUGGAGUGUAGCCUCAAGGAAAAAAACAACAGAUGCUUGAGAUUUGUGAGGUAGUAAACAACAAGCAAACAGUCCUAGAUAACUUUAAGGACAACUGCUGUUUGAGAAUCCAUACGUAAAGGCACACUUCCAGCAGACCCGUGCUCCAUUAUAAAGCAGCUUAAUCAUGAUGUAGAUCACAGGGACAUUUUUCAGAAUGUGCAUGAGCAAGAGAAGGAAAUUUUAGUCAAGACUAUAUAAUGUCAUCAGCUUACUAUAUAUUAGAGCAGCAGAGAAACUAUAAGAGGACAUAAAGUGCCAGAUACUCUUUUUCUGUUUUGAACUGUUACGUUUUCAACUUCCAAAUUACUAGGAUCUUGAAAUGAUACACAUUCAUGCUCUAAAGCAGAGGUGGGGAACUAUGGCCCCUUUAUGACUUGUGGACUUCAAUUCCCAGAAUUCCUGAGCCAGCAUGGCUGGCUCAGGAAUUCUGGGAGUUGAAAUCCACAAGUCAUAAAAGGACUAUGGUUGCCAACUCCUGCUCUAAAGUCUGACUCCUAGUGACUAUAUGGACAGACCCAUGUUGUUUGGGGGAAACAAAAUGGAAAUGGUCUGCCACAGACUUCCAGGAACUUUUUGAUUUUCGAAUCUAAUACUGCUAUAGUAUUCCCCCAUUCAACAAUUAACCAAAAAUAACCUCCUUUCAAAAAUUAAUCUGUUUAGCCUUUCUGCGCUAUAAAUUCCGUUGAUUCCCAACAAGCAGACCGAGGAAUUUUAUUUUGUACUUUUCUCCUGUCCAUAUCAAAAUCAUAUAAAGCUUGUUAAGCAUGAACUUAGCUUGACAAUUUUAUAUUUAUUUCUGAAACUUUCCUAUCAUAAAAUCAAUUUCAGAUGAUUUGUGAGUAAAACCUUCCAUAAAGUUUGUGUUUCUGUGAUACUGUAACUGAUAAUGAUGACCACAUGUCUGGAUAAUUGUUUUUUGAACAAUGUUUUUUUUUCAUUUUUAAAUGAUCCUAAACAUUUCCAUUUUAUCCCUUUUUGCUACUAGUUCAAAACCUUAGAGGAGCUAUUGUAAGGUGCCUUGAAAAAUAGUAAUAGAAAGAUUUAUAGCAUGCAUACUGAAAUAAAAUUAUGAGGCAGUAGCCAAGCACUUCCGAAUUCCAAAUUUUAUAUCACUGUUAAGUGCUGCUGCUGUUACGGAAAAUCUUUUUCUCCUCUGCCCCAAUUUUUACAUAAUUACCAUAUAGAAUGCAUAUAAUUCUUAAGUAGAGUUGCAUUCACAAAUUGACUAUAGACAAAAUUAUUUUAAUCACUUUAUUUAUGUUAGCAUGUUAAUUGUGUAAACGUUUUGAGAUUCCACUACCUGCAUUCAUAUCAAAUUGUGGCUUCAUGCCAUAAUGAAAUUGAAAAACUCUGUGUAAUUAUGCAAGCAGUUGUUUAAUUUCAACUCUGCAUUAUCGCUUUUCCUAAUUUUUAAUCUGCAAUUAAUUGAAAUAAAGUUUCUUUGCAUUUGAUUAAAUAGAUUUAAUAUUAAAUUUAAUGAUUAUCUUAUGUAACAUUAAAAUACUGUUUUUCUUUUUAUGUUCAUGUAUAGUUUACAAAAUAAAGACUCU
Molecule: messenger RNA, 3475 nt
Organism: Crotalus tigris (Tiger rattlesnake)
Lineage: Eukaryota; Metazoa; Chordata; Lepidosauria; Squamata; Viperidae
Gene: SPOCK3
Product: SPARC (osteonectin), cwcv and kazal like domains proteoglycan 3
Exons: 12
Coding region: 356-1678 (440 amino acids)
Molecular function (GO): protein binding; calcium ion binding
Source: RefSeq, a predicted model, not a curated record